Molecule: messenger RNA, 303 nt
Organism: Anisakis simplex (herring worm)
Lineage: Eukaryota; Metazoa; Nematoda; Chromadorea; Rhabditida; Anisakidae
Source: the annotation of a GenBank genome assembly
GAACCAAAGAUCGGUGGUUCGAAUUUAACAAAAUCUGAGGUUGAUCGUUUCCUCGAUUUGAAUAAAAGAAGCUAUCGUCCAGAUGGAUCGGAGCAAUAUGAGAAUCCACGUAUGACACGGAUGUCAUUGGAAUCGUUCCGUCGAAAACGUGCAUUCGAAAAUGCAUGGAAAUCUGGAUUUGUUCAGUACUUUUGGAUGUGCCUAAUGGAUUUUCUACAAAGAUUCAUCGCGAAUCCGGCUAAAGUCAGCGGAUCAAUCGUUGGUUCUGUGGCUUAUUUUGUUGUGCAAGGUUGGUCGUUAUGA